This is a messenger RNA of Thelazia callipaeda (thelaziosis nematode), 2784 nucleotides long. The record is from the annotation of a GenBank genome assembly. NCBI's taxonomy places the organism in Eukaryota, Metazoa, Nematoda, Chromadorea, Rhabditida, Thelaziidae.
AUGAAAAGAAUGAAAUCAGCACAAAGUACUGAAAAUGAUGAGACUGGAGUCGUUGUAACUGAUAUGGAUUCAGUGGAUAAUGUUACCGUUGUACGGGAUUAUUCUAGUAUAGGAUCAGUCAAAUCUACCACUUUGCAAACUCGUGCCUUACCCGUUACGGAUCCAAUUAAAGAAGGAGUAAUAAUGGAAAGUGUUGAAGCGGCAUAUUUCACUGAUGAAGGAUUUGACGCAACAAAUUAUGAACUGAAAAAAAUCAUGGAUACUGAUCUUUUGCCUGAAGAUAUAAGUGGAGAAAUGGAAAAACUCAAGCAGCAACUGCAAGUCAUUUCAAAGCGAAUCUCAGCUAUGAUUAUGCAAAACUCACCAUCAUAUUCAACUCAAUUAAAAGAUAUCGGUGAAAUCAGAGAAAAUUUGGGUGAUAUUCUGUCGAUAAUUCAAGACAUGAGAAGCAAACUUGGUCAUGCCAAACUUGAAAACGAGAAUGGUUUGAAAAUAAUUGCAAAUUAUAUAAAUCGAGUAUUUUUGAAAAAGAUGCUGUCAUCCUUAGAAGCCAUCAAAACUUUGUAUGAAGUUCAGUUUCAAAUUAAGGACUUUAUUGAGUCAAAAUUUUCCUGGAACCAAAUCUCACGUUUUUUUUUCUUAGAAAAUGUUAGCAUGUUUUUUAACUGCUGUUUAUCGCACUGGUUGAAAAUUGUUUGCAGUGAAUUAUCUACAAAGUUAGACGAAGCAUUAGAAGAUAUCGAAAUGAAUUUGGAUAAUUGUCUGGCAUCCAUGACAGUUUUAUUUGAUGUUGACCGCUAUGCAGUAAUUUACGCUGCUUAUAAAAUGUUGAAUAUUAUCGAGGACUGUGGUAUGAAAAUCGUUGGUUUUACUCGGGCAACUUUAGAAAGUUCUGCUAGAAGAGUCAUUAUCGACAAUAUUCUUCCAAAUAAGGUUGAGGCUAAAGUUGAAGAGUUGUCCUACGAGCAACUUUGUGAGGCUGUAAGCGUAGAACACGUAGUGAAUUGCGUGAGAGAAUUAGGUUUCGUUCUUUGCAAGGUUUUGUUCACAUAUCAUGCCAUCAUAUUGUUCCAUGUGGAUGAAGAUGAAAGAUCAGUUUGUACGCAUGAAGAAUAUGAAAAUGUUGGAGUAAUUCGGAAAAUUCUCGUUGACUCUUUGUACUCUAUUUUCAAAACAGCAUCAGUUAAAUUUAACACAUUGCUGUGCUGUCAGGAUCUGCCGCUUUUAAAAAUUGACCAAUUCUUGGAUAUUAUUGAAAUGUCGAACUGGUUUAAGAAGUUUGGUAGAACUUACUUUGGCAAUGCAUGCUUGGAAGUCUCAGUUUUAUUGGAAAAACAAAGUCAUCAAUAUUUCAAAAGAUUCCAUCAGGAACGUAUGGAUGAAUUGCGCAUGUUCCUAGAAAAUGAAGCUUUUGCUUUAUGUCCAGUACCUCUACAAUUCACUUUGUUCGAUUUGCAAGAAUUCAGUUUUUUAAAAGGAUCAGGUAAAUGUGGAGGUAAAUUCGUUCCUGUUCUACAUACUGAAACUGAUCCAGAGUUGGGGGAAUCUUUGGAUUUUCAGUUUCUUCAACCAACUGAUUUGAAUCCUUUUAUGAAAGAAACUGUCAAUGAUGAGCUUUGUGUUACAGAUCCAUGCAUUAGUAUUGAAGCGAUUGCGAACGAUGAUGUCAAUUAUAGUGACGAAAAUAAUGGAUAUGAUGCAGGUGGUAGCUUCUCGCGACUAGUUCCAGUCCUUUGUAAUACGUCAUUGAAUCUGUUACGCUUUAUCGGAAAAUAUAUUCGGAUGACUCAUAUGCUCCAGUCAGUUGCUUUCGAGAGUGUGGCUGGCAUUUUCGAACUUUGCAGUUACUUCUUUUUGACGCCUUUUCAGGUGCACUUAUUUUUAUCAUCAGAUGCUCAUAAUAUUGCCGACUCAUUUCUUUCUUCAAAUUUGAAAAAUGUUAUGGAUAAUUUAAAAAAUGAUUUAUUCAGUGAUUCUCUGUCUAAAGGAGCAGGAAAAUGUAAAUAUUUCCCAUGUGUGUUGUCACAAGCAGUUCAGCUUAAUUUGCCGCCGAGCUAUGCAUUACGUGAACGAAUCAUUGGUGCAGAGUCAGUGAAUUUUAUCUCCAAACAACUUGAUCUUAUUCGUCCAGUUAUCGAAUCAAUGGUUAGUGACAACGACAGUGAAAUAAUCGAGAAAUAUUACACCGAGUUUAUUCAGAUUCUCGUUGUCAUUCCUGAAAUGCGAAAGUACAUGUAUAGCUCUGGAAUAAGCCGUUUAAUCAAUUAUGAUCGUCUUGUGAAUGAAAUAGCAACAACAAAGUGGGAUAUUGAUGAACUUCAAUCACAGCACAGUACUUAUGUUGAUAGUAUAAUAAAAGUUCGCUUUUUUCUAGAACUUACGAAAAUAAAUCUCUUGAUCUCAGAAGUUGCAGAACAAAUACCAGUUACGAAAGGAAUUCAGAAAACGUUUUGGAAUGUACUUAUUUUCUGUAUAUUUAGAGUACUUGUUAAGGGUUAUGGUGAAUUUGGAAAGAAAUGUUCGAAUGAAGGGCGGGCUUUAAUGCAACUUGAUUUUCAACAACUGCUUGCGAAACUGGAACAGUUUGUUGAUUUUAUGGCUAUUCCACACAAGUCUUAUGUUGAAAAUUAUAUAAAAGCUUAUUAUUUACCUGAAAGUUCAAUGGAAUCUUGGGUCCAACAGCAUAAUGAAUACACAGCAAAUCAAAUUAUAACACUGCUAAAUGUGGCAACACAUAUUUCUAAAAAAGCUCGUAUUCGAAUAAUCAGUGCACUGGAUGAAUGA